AUGCCUCGUCAUGUAAUUAGUGACGCGCAUGAAUGGAUUAACGAGAUUCCCACUGUCCCUAUCUACUAUCUAGCGAAGCCACAGCCGGAGGAACGGGUCCGGGGCUGUCAGCGGGGAAAGAAGACCCUGUUGAGCUUGAUUCGCGAUUGGCUUGGUUGGGCGAGAGCGCAGGUGUAG
Messenger RNA from Lottia gigantea (owl limpet), 177 nucleotides. RefSeq lists its product as hypothetical. Lineage: Eukaryota; Metazoa; Mollusca; Gastropoda; Lottiidae. The record is from RefSeq and is a predicted model, not a curated record. Bases 1 to 177 code for a protein of 58 amino acids. The transcript has a single exon.